ACUCUAUCCUCAUCCACGGGCAAGUAAAUGUCCAGACUCAACUCACGAGCAGCCAUCGCCAACAACAGCUCACCCCGAGGUUCAGGAUGAGGUUGUAUGGAGCUCUGUCCAUACUGACAUCCUUCCUCGCAAUUACGAAUGCAAUCUUCGCCGAUGAUGCCUUUCACAUCGAUUAUUCCUACGAACUUUUAGGCGAACCUCAACCCCAUAAUACCAUCUUCCAUAAACCGCACACCUCCACGAACGCUUCUCUCCUCUACACAAUAUCCGACAAGGCAGUUUUAGGCGCUGUCAAUCCGAAAGAUGGUUCAUUAUUGUGGCGUCAAGCACUGGCUGGCCAGCCAAUCGACAAUUCCUCAAGUUCAUAUUUGGUUGCAUCGGAAAGAGACGGCCAGAUAAUAAGUGGUCACGAUAGGACCGUUGCAUGCUGGAAUGCUCUGGACGGCAGACUGGUUUGGCAAUAUACUGUUCCAGAUGGAACAAGGAUCCAAGGAGUGCAGGCUGUCCCAGCCACGGACUCGGGUUCAACUGGUGCUUCUGAAGAUGUUGUGGUUUUGACUGUGCCAACUCAUUCUGCAGCGCAUGCGACGGUCUUCCGUCUUGCUGGUGACGGGAGCGGGCCUACAUGGCAACAUGUUGACUUAAGCCACACCGAAGGGUCGUCUACUUCGAUCGCAACAUCCUCAAAGCAUACAUAUUAUGUUUCAAAAAGUCAUGGUCUACUAGCUGGCAGUAAGGCCAAAGUCGUUACCUUGGACAAUGCUUCUGGUCAUGAGGUCGAACAGACCAGCAUCGCCGUGGACUCGGAGGCUCUGGGAAUGGGGGGACAUUACGCAGCAGCAUCAUGCUCGAGCUUCCCCUUCCUGCUGUCAGCAGAGAAGUCGUUCAAGUCCAUCAAAUUCAAUCUUCUCGGAAGCUCAAAGGUUGUCACAUUAGCCUUAGAGGAUAAAGGCGAGGAGAUCGACCGAGUGAGCGUGCAUCACCCGUGCCACCCUGCUGCGGCAACUCACUUCCUCCUUCACGUGCAAGGCAAGACGCGACAAUGGGCGGAAGUCUACCACGUGGACGUCAAAUCUGGCGAGGCGAAGAAAGCCUACACAUUGCCAGCAACUGCAGAGAAGAGUGCAUUUGCCGCAACCAGCACAAAUGCAGCUGUGUAUUUUGUCCGGAUCACAGACACUGAGGUUCUUCUCUAUUCCUCCGAGUCUCAUGGGCAACUUGGCCGUUGGAAUAGAUCAGGGUUUCAAGUAUCGGCCGGAAGCGGGCCUCUGUAUGCUACUGCUGAAGUUGUGAGCCGGGGAAAAGCCAGUUUCGCCGUACGGGUCGCCGAGAUCUCGAGCAACGGGAUCUGGUCUCUGGUUCGCAAUGGAGAGCUGCAGUGGGCGAGACCGGAGAUGCUUGCUUACGCAAAUAUCGCUGCGUGGGUUGAGGACGCAGGACCAGAUCCAUUGGCAGAAGAACUCGAUCUUGAACUAUCUGUCAAUCCUUUGACAGCAUAUUUGCAUCGGCUGAAGCGACAUCUACUUGAUCUCCAAGCCCUGCCCAGUUCUCUCGCAUCUCUUCCAGCAGCAAUCAUUAAACCAUCUUCGGACGCUGAAGCAAUAGCACGGAAAAACCUUGUCGGCUCAAAAGUUGUUGUUGUCGGCACAUCCCGGAAGGAAUUGAUUGCUCUUGAUGUAUCGAAUGGUGGCCUUCUUAGAUGGCAAGAGGAUCUCUCUUCACACAUUGCUGAUGGCGUCGAGAUGAAAUCGAUCACAGUGACUGAUGGGAGAGUGUCAACAUAUUUGUCCGACGGAUCUCUUGUAGUCUUGAAUGCCACGCGAGGCAGCUUGAUCGAGCAUCAACCAGGGACUAUCCCCAUUGCCGACUUGGUGCGAAUCCCGGGCAGCCCGGCAGCUGCAACGAUCAAGGUUGACUCCAGUGGCAAUCCACGUCCCGCCACGGACUUUUCUCCGAGCCACCCGUCCGAGGGCAACGUCGUGGUGACUGUCAACGAGGACGGAAAGGCAAUCGGUUGGACUGUUGGACAGACAGUCGAGAAGACUUGGGUCCUACAGCCUCAGAAUGGGUUGAAGGUGACCAAAGCCGUGGCCCGAGCAGAACACGAUCCAGUUGCUUCUAUCGGAAGAGUACUUGGAGACAGAUCUGUACUCUACAAGUACUUGUCGCCCAAUGUGGCGCUUCUGAUUGCACAGUCCGACACCACUUUGAUGGUGUAUCUGAUCAAUGCUGUCACUGGCGCCGUUCUCCACACUUCGAUUCAUCAAGGGGUCCUAUCUGGAUCGGAAAUACCUGCUGUUUUAUCUGAAAACUGGUAUGCAUACUCAUUCACAAGUCAAGAUCCUGCAACUUCGGCCUUGUCAACGCAGAUUAUCAUUUCCGAGCUUUAUGAAUCGUCAAUCGCGAAUGAUCGUGGUGCAUUGGCAGCUCGGUCGAACUUUUCGACCUUUUCACACGACGCUGGGGUGCAACCUCACGUCAUCUCUCAAGCAUUCACCGUCGCCGAACCUAUCUCCCACCUGGCGGUGUCGCAAACGAUACAAGGCAUCACCAGCAGACAGCUGCUUGCAACAUUGCCGAACUCGAAUGCAAUCAUUGGCAUUCCUCGCGAAGUCCUGGAUGCUCGAAGACCGGUUGAUCGUGAUGCGACAAGCACGGAGCGGGAAGAAGGGCUCAUGCGAUAUUCUCCAGUCCUCGAGCUGGACCCAAAGUGGUUCUUGACCCAUUCAAGGGAAGUGAUGGGUAUUAAGAAGGUGAUGGCUUCACCAAGCUUACUGGAAAGCACCAGUGUGGUAUUUGCAUACGGACAUGAUGUGUUUGGAACUCAGAUUACGCCCAGUAUGGCGUUUGAUGUGCUUGGGAAGGGUUUCAAUAAGCUGCAACUUGUGCUUACCGUGGUUGCCCUUGCUGUGGGUGUGAUGGCGAUCAGACCUUUGGUGAGGAAGAAGACGGUGGAGGGCAGAUGGAAGCAGUGACUGAGAUCCCAUUGAAUGUACAUUGGUAUUGAUGAUGUCUCGAUGUUCUUGAUGUUCUUGAUGUUCUUGACGAGGCUGUCGCUUUCAGGGUUCAUGUCUCGGGCUAGCCAACCAAAGAGUAGAAGCAUCUAGAAACCUCCAAAAAGAGUGGGCCACCCGACAAUGAC
Molecule: messenger RNA, 3142 nt
Organism: Exophiala xenobiotica
Lineage: Eukaryota; Fungi; Ascomycota; Eurotiomycetes; Chaetothyriales; Herpotrichiellaceae
Exons: 1
Coding region: 87-2975 (962 amino acids)
Biological process (GO): protein folding in endoplasmic reticulum
Cellular component (GO): EMC complex
Molecular function (GO): protein binding
Source: RefSeq, a predicted model, not a curated record